CUCCCCUUCCAUUUUGCCAUUUGCUCCAUUUUCUUUGGUCUUGUAUUGGUGGCUCUCAUUCGUGUUUCUAUUUCAUUUCCUUUCAUUUCUUUCACUAUAUCCCCCUCCCCCUCCUUCACCUCUCCCUCCCGCCCCCUCCAAUUCUCCUCGCCCGUUGUUCGGAUAGGUCGUUACCGUUAACCUCGUGGUGUUGCCCCGUUAUCAUAUCAUACCUUGACUUUCUUGCUCCUUACGGUGAGGCUCGACCCUGCCACCGUUCUGGGGUGACAACCGGGAACUUGCUGCGGUGCUCCGUGUAAGAAGCCGCAUUUCUCGGCGUUUUUUUUUUUUUUUUCCUUUGCUCUCUGGCUUCGCUCUAACUGUUCAUCUCCCGGGGAGCGUGUCCGCAAGCUCUGAUUCAUUAAAUUAUUUAUUAUUAUUUUUUAUCUUCUUGCUGCGAAUACUUAACCUCAUCGCUAUCCAUCACCCUUACGAUCGGGGUGGGUGCCUCACGCCGGCAUACCAUUACGGCCACUCCUGCAGUAUUGAGUUAAAUAUCCUCUGCUUUAAUAUCCCGGCACAGCUCCCGAGGUUUCUUUCUUUUGGUUACACAGUGCUUGGUUGGGGAGCUGAUGAAUUUCGGAAACAACUUUGCUACAAAACCUGUGCCCUGGAAAGCUAAUAACUAAAAAGCUAUCUUCAUCUUCUCCCCACACUUUUAGAGGGACUUGACUUGGGGGCUCUCCGGAUAGAAUGGCGACGGUUCGUGAUCUACUUUUCUUUUUUGUUACUGCUGACUGAACCGGUUGAUCCGUUGCAGGCCAACCCUGAGCGUGCGCAACCUCACAAGAGCCCUUCUGAGUCACUGCGGCUUGACGAUGAAACCCUACGGUAUCUACCAAUUACUUCUCCACGCGUUUCUGUUGGGGUCCCUGACGGAUUAUCUAGGCUGGUUGGGCAAAUGGUCAUGAUAGGAUUCGAAGGGCUCGCCGUGACCCCCGAGAUCCGGAUGAUGAUUGAGAAAUAUUAUGUUGGAAACAUACUCUUGACACGGCGGAAUAUUCAAGGUCGGUGCAUUUCUGGCCCUGGAACUGUGGGGAUUUGUGAGGAUUUUGGCGACGGCCCGGCUCUGACAAAUGCAUAGAUGGUGUUCAAUUAGCACGCCUGACGCAAGAACUGCAGAAUAUUGCACAAUCAGCAGGAUUUCAGAGGCCCCUCAUUAUUGGUAUAGAUCAGGAAAAUGGAAUGGUACGCUACAAAUACACCCCUUCGAAUGUCAUGCAUCGUUGUGGCCCCACCUGUGUCUGUGUUACACCUCGGCUAACGUGGUACAGAUAAGUCGAUUAGGCGACGGAAUACGAGGAACUCAUUUUCCCGGGUCAAUGGCUCUAGGAGCAACUAGGUCGCCAAGUCAAGCCUUCGACGUUGCCAAAGCUACGGCCAAAGAGUUGGUGGCUGUGGGGAUCAACUGGAACUUUGCUCCUUUACUGGAUGUGGUCAGUGAAUCAAACUCAUCUGUGAUCGGUGUCAGGGCUUUUGGGGAUGAUCCGCAGGUAGUGGGACGGUAUGGUGUUGCCUUCGCUGAAGGACUGAGAGCUGGGGGCAUCGGCCAUUGUGCAAAACACUUUCCUGGCACCGGACAGAUAAUAAAUAAGGACGGGAGUAGGAGCUCUACUUUUAACUUCAAAACUCGCGAUGAGCUGGGUACAAAUGAGUUGAUUCCCUUUCGGAGGGCGGUGUCGGCAGGACUGGAUAGUGUCAUGCUGACCUCCUCGAUCUGGGGGGAAAGCCUGCGAGGUGAUCGGAGAAUUGCGGUUCCAGCCGAUGCAAAGCAUAUUAUUCAUGACGUACUUCGAAGGCAGCUGGAAUAUGACGGACUCACGGUGUGCGAUGUGACAGACAUGCCUGGCUAUGGACAGGGGCUCGAUGUUGGGGAGGCAGCAGUAAUUGCCGUCAAGGCUGGUUGUGACAUGCUUCAAAUAUAUGACAAGCCUGAAGCCCAAAGAAAAGCAAUUGAGGCCGUGUACGAGGCUAUUGGGACUGAGGAGAUAGCUACGAGCGAUAUUUAUCGUUCCUCGGGGAGGGCGCUGCAACUGAAAGAGCAUUAUUUGAGUUGGAGGACUGCUCUUGCAGCUCCAGACCCCCAACGUUUGUCUUCUCUCAUGCAGGAACAUCGGGCUUUGGCGCGAACGGUAUACGAAAAUUCAAUAACAGUGGUCCGAGAUGAAAAGUCGUUGCUCCCGUUGUCUUCGCGGAUCAGGAGCACUGAUAACAUCCUCCUCCUGACCCCGGUUGUAAGGCCACUCUAUCACCGGGCGCUAGAUGAACUUCCAAUAGACCCAUUUGAGUGUUUGGGUCGAGCCCUUGCUCGACAUCAUCCGAAAGUUAGGCAUGCGCCCUAUACAGUGCGGGGUAUUACCUCUACACAUGUUGCUCUCAUAAAGCGGGCAGCAGCUGUUAUUUUUGUGGCAGCCAAUGCGAACCGUCCGAAUACCAAUUCGCAGCUUGAAACUGCCGGAGCGGUUCACCGCCUCUGUCUGAAUAAACCUCUAGUAACGCUAGCUGCUUGUGAUCCCUAUGAACUUUUGACUGAUAGGACAUGUGAGAAGGUCUCGAUCUCUGUUCUUUUGCUGUGGCUGAUGUCGUGUAGUUGGGACAUAUAUGUGUACCUAUGAAUAUUCUCCGAUGGCCCUGGAAACAGCGGCUGCUGUGAUAUUUGGCGAACGCCAUGCUUCAGGGUCGCUCCCUAUCAGUAUACCUGGCACGCCGGCCCUUCGCCAACAGCGUUUGUGGUUUGUUGAGGUAUGGGAAAAGAGACGAGACCUUUUUGCCUCAGCAGACUUAUGGCGAGAUUGCUUAGGGCGGAAAUGGCCACUGGACGCAAGCACGCUCAGUGCUUUGCUAGAUCGCCCCGGUUAUUCGAAACACUUUGUAGUCCGCCGCGCCAUGACCAACGAGCUUUUGGGGCUUGUUGCAACUUACACCGUUAUGGCUGGCCCUUCCCAACUUGUCGGAAGCCUGGCUUUGUUAAUCGUUCGACCUUCCCAUCGGUGAGUGUGAUGUUUAGGAUAUCCAUAUCCUCGACUCUUUCUUUGCCUUGUCAUUUGCUAAACAUUCUUCUCACAUCUGAUGGUGAUGUAGGAAUUUGGGGAUUGGGCUGUCUUUGCACGAUGUAGCAGUUCGGCAUUUGUCCAAACAACAAGGAAUAUCAUCAUUGCAACUCGGAAGUAUAUUCCCCCGCCUGUUUCCUGGCUUGCCCGUCGAUUUACCUAGCGAGGAUCUUUCUUGGUUUGCGCAUCGGGGCUGGAAGCUUGAAGACAAAUUUCUGUACGACCUGUACAUGCAGAUCGACACAUGGUCAGUUCCAGAAGGGGGCAUGCCCCCGCUAUAUGAAAAGGGGGUCUCUUUCAGUUGUUGCAAUGCCGAUCAAUUCGAUGCUUUGAUUGAGUUUGAAGAGAAGAAUUUUGGCACGUACCUUGGUUGGGUGGACAAAUACCAGGCGUUGAAGGCUACGGAUGAUAUAGCGGAUGCCAUGAUUGCGUAUACGAGUCAAGGGAUCGUUGGAGCAGCUUUGAUUUUCAGUCCAGUCGGGAAUAAUCAGAUUUCGAAAGACAUACCAUGGCCGAAGAUGAUAGGAGAGCGGGUCGGCGGUAUAGCCUGCAUGGGGGUCAAAGGUGGGUUAUUUUCUGUUGUUGAUGGCCUCGUGCUUUGCUAAUAUGCAUCCACCCUCCAGCCGAAUGCAGGGGCCAAGGAGUUGGUCUUGGGUUAAUAUGUGCUUCUAUAAUGGAGUUGAAGCAACGUGGACUUCGAGGUUGUUUCGUAGACUGGGCCGAUUUUGAAGGGACUUAUAAAGAACUAGGUAUGUCGUUGUGGGAUACAUAUGAGUAUGAGGAUUGAUGGGAUAGCCUGGCUGACCGCUGUGUUAGGGUUUUCACAAUGGGGCAAGUACAGAGAGAUCUGGAGGAACGUUUAG
Messenger RNA from Tuber aestivum (summer truffle), 3952 nucleotides. The record is from the annotation of a GenBank genome assembly. NCBI's taxonomy places the organism in Eukaryota, Fungi, Ascomycota, Pezizomycetes, Pezizales, Tuberaceae.